This is a messenger RNA of Penicillium roqueforti, 780 nucleotides long. RefSeq names its product transcriptional regulator family TF. The record is from RefSeq and is a predicted model, not a curated record. Bases 1 to 780 code for a protein of 259 amino acids. The transcript is spliced from 3 exons. NCBI's taxonomy places the organism in Eukaryota, Fungi, Ascomycota, Eurotiomycetes, Eurotiales, Aspergillaceae.
AUGUCCCGCACAAGAAGUGAAAUCCAGUUCAUCCAUUCAUCCAAACCCGGAGUACCUGAGGUAGCGUCGGCUGAAAUGCGACGACGAGUUCACUCACAUGCAGCCCGAUCGGCACAUGCCAAGACGAGGCGACAGAGAGUCAUUGAGUACCAUGCAAUCAAAACUAUCAGUGGCUCGGAAGACGAAAGCCUGCCAUUCUCCACAGCGGCCGCCGAGAUAGCGAUAUCCGUCAUCACAAGCCCUCUGGGCUUCCUGGGGUCUCACCGGAGAGAUCCCUUCGCAAGUUUUGCCAGGAGCCUAAAUUCGAAUGAAGAUUUUCUCUUAGACUACUACAUGGCAAAUGUUGUACCGUGUUCAACUUCGCAACGUAGCCAGAUUAGCCAUCCGGAAAGCUGUACACAGCACCUAAACAAACACUUCGUGCAACUUGCUGCUACCAAUGCUAGCUCUUUGAAUGGUCUCUUUCUUGUGUCAUGUCGCCAUCUAUCACAAUAUCUACCACAUAAUGGGCCAUACUUUGUUCAACUUGCCCUUCAGUACAAAAUCGCGUGUGUGCGGUCACUAAGGGAGGCUAUAUCAUCUUCAGAGAUACACUCUCCGAUUAGUGAUUCGACCCUUGCGUUACCCCUAUUCCUAGCACAUGACGAGAUCCUGGUUGGUGAUGGCCCUUCGACUAAGAUACAUGUACAGGGCGCAAUCCAGAUGGCCAGGCAUAACAGAGCAUUAGAUAAGACCGACUGUAGUGCGUUUCCUUAUGACCUCAUUCAGAGAGACAUGUAG